AUGUCUAAUAAUGUAAAACAGAUGUUAUUAUCUGAUAUUUCUCAAAGUCGUUAUUAUGCAUUGCAAGUCGAUGAGUCCACCGACAUUGCGAAUUUUGCAAAUCUUAUGGCAUUUGUUAGAUACGAAAAAAAUCAAGAAAUUCAUGAUGACUUUUUAUUUUGCCAGCCUUUAUUAGGUCACACAACAGGAGAAGAUAUCUUUAAUGUUAUGAAUACAUUUAUGCAAGAGAACAAAAUUGAUUGGAAUAGAUGUGUUGGAAUAAGCACAGAUGGAGCAAAAAGUAUGGUCGGAAUUAAUAAAGGACUCAUUGCAAGAAUUCAAAAUGUUGCUCCAAAUGUCAUAUCCACACAUUGUUGCAUACACAGAGAGGCUUUGGCAACACGUAAGAUGCCCGCUGAUCUACAGAAAGUUCUGGAUGAAAGCGUGAAAAUCAUUAACUACAUUAAAAGCCAUCCUUUGAAUGCACGACUUUUUUCACAAAUAUGUGAAGAAAUGGGAAGAAGUCAUACCCAGCUGCUUUUUCAUACCGAUGUUCAUUGGCUAUUUUGGGGAAAAAUUCUAAACCGAUUGUUCGAACUUAGACAUGAACUUCAAUGCUUUCUUAAUGAUAGAUUUGAGUUGAGAAAUUGUUUACAUGACUGGAAAUGGCUUUGUAAACUAGCAUACUUAGCAGAUAUAUUCUCUGUUUUAAAUUGCCUCAACUUAUCGUUACAAGGCAAAGAAAUUUCAUUGUUUCACGUUCAAGAUAAAGUGAACGCUACCAUCACAAAACUAAAUUUAUGGCAAAAGAGAGUUGGUAAUGGAGAAGUAGACUUGUUUCCCUCUCUUCAUGAGUUUAUAACAAGUUCGGCUACUAAAAUUGAGGCUGAUACUCUGAAAUGCAUAAUACAGCAUUUGGAGAGUUUGCAAGUUGGCUUGAAAAACUAUUUCCCUGAUUUAAACAAAAAUAUUGAAUGGAUAAGAUAUCCGUUCAACAUUAACACAACAUCCAUGCCAGAAGGUUUGUCGCAUGCGGAAGAAGAGCAAUUGUUGGAGUUAGCUUCGGACGGAUUCUUGAGAAAUAAACAUAAGGAGUGUACUUUAACAUCAUUCUGGUUACAAAUGCAACAUGUGUAUCUGGUUUUAACAGAAAAAGUCCUGAAAUACAUCUUGCCUUUUCCAACUUCAUAUUUAUGA
Pantherophis guttatus is the source of this 1176-nucleotide messenger RNA. Its product is annotated as zinc finger BED domain-containing protein 5-like. Lineage: Eukaryota; Metazoa; Chordata; Lepidosauria; Squamata; Colubridae. The record is from RefSeq and is a predicted model, not a curated record.